Molecule: messenger RNA, 4585 nt
Organism: Betta splendens (Siamese fighting fish)
Lineage: Eukaryota; Metazoa; Chordata; Actinopteri; Anabantiformes; Osphronemidae
Product: disks large-associated protein 1-like
Exons: 16
Coding region: 703-4002 (1099 amino acids)
Biological process (GO): signaling
Cellular component (GO): postsynaptic specialization; glutamatergic synapse
Molecular function (GO): molecular adaptor activity
Source: RefSeq, a predicted model, not a curated record
CCAUGACACAUAGAUGAUCUAGGGAAGCCGUUGCGUGAAAAUGUGGAAAACAUAGAAAGCGGUUAAACAGCCAGGUGUUGAAACAGAAAGGACCGGUCUGAGAGCUAGAGGAGAGAAGAUGGGAUGAGCAAGGUCUCACGUUCUAUUUUGCGUCUGUGCCAAACGAGCGCUACGUCAAACGGACAUGGGUUAGCGACCGUUUUGGAUGAAUCCGCCAUGGAAUAACCGUCGUCUGGAUCAAUCCCGAGACGCUUGUGUGCUUUUAUUUUUAGGGGCACGUUUGACCUUCCGGUUUCGUUCUGCGUACGCGUGGCUAGCUUUGUGCAGGAGACGGACCGCAGGCUUGCGCCACUUGAUGCCCCCACAUUCAAACGUAGGCACACACACAUUCCAGCAGUGAGUGUCUGUGGUCGUCACCUCGCCACCAGAGACAUACACUACGUGCUUUUGGAUUUAACGCGCGACCCCUUCGACCAGCGAUGCUGGGGCUGCUACAGAUGUCUUCGCAUUGAUGUGUGGCGGGUUACACAGAGAUGCCAAUUCCUUCCAGUUAGCAACAACUCUAAAGCAAUGGGAAUCUAAAGGAGAGUCUGCAGCUCUCCUCUCAGGGACAGUCUUCUGCAGCACUCUACUCGUCACGGGCCUGCCUGGCAUCGCUCAUCCACAUUAUUCCUAUUUUCAUCCACCCAUCUUUCCCCAAUCAUGAAAGGCCUGUCUAGUAGUCGGGGUCACCAUCAUGUGGUGUCCUAUGAGCCAUCCUAUGAUCCACUGGGUCACCAUAUGGACCGCAAGCCAUACUUGAUUAGUCAGAUGGACAUCCCCAUGCCUAUUCCUAUGCCACAUCCCGCUGAGUUGUCAUACUAUAAUGCUCAGCAUACCUCGUAUCCCUCUGACAGCAACAGCAUCGUCCCAUAUGGAACCUUCCCAAGGAGGUGUCACUCAACCUCCUCAUCUCACCAUCCUGAGGUAAAGGAUGAGUGUAUGGCCAUGGUACCGUAUGUAGGAGGAGGAGGGGGAGGAAGAGGUGGAGGAGGCUAUGGAGGUAAACCGCCCACCCGGGUACCAGCAAACUUUGCUGACCCAUACGAGCACCAGCCCUCAUUUCACAGAGAUGGCUACCACACACUGCAAUACAAACGAGGAGUGUUGGCUCACAGUGGGGGGAUGGGGGCCAACAACAACAAUGACAGCCCUGGGAGAAUUCGCCAUCUGGUCCACUCAGUCCAGAAACUCUUCACCAAGUCACAUUCAUUGGAGGGUCCACACCACACACAGUCCAAGGGUGCCAAUAAUGGGAGCGUUAUUGGUGGUGGUGGUGGUGGUGGUGGGGUUGGUAGUGGUGCUUCAAGGGCCAGCCCCGAAGGUGAAACUCUACAAAUAGGAGUACGCCAUCGGAAGCGCAGCAAGAGCCGUGAGCGCUGUCGAUCAGCGGAGCCCAAGCAUCGAAGCCACCAUCAUCACCACCACCAGCUCCACGGCUCAGCAUCUGCUCCGGGCUCCGGAUACUGGAGCUCUGAUGACAACCUGGAACGGGAGCUGUGUCUCUACCACCCUCACCACCACCAACCUCCACCCUCACCCUCACCCUCCAUUUCCCCCUCACCUAUCGCCAUGACAAUGGGCCGGUACCCUAACAGCAACUCUGACAAGUUCCCUCAAAAUCCCCUCCCUAGCCUCUCCUCCUCACAGCCUCAGCAGUAUUUUAUGAUGGACCCUUACAGCACACUCAACAAGCACACACACGCCCAUGAACACCUUGGCCACACACACCACCAUUCAGCACUCAAAGCUUCCCGGAGCAACGAUGUGAAGUAUGCAGCAUCUUCGGCAGGUGUGCCAGUUAGUGGUAGCAGCAAUAACAGCGGUGGCGGUAUCGGUGGAGGAAGUGGCCCCUUGCUGCCACUGGUUCUUGGGGACGGGCCCCUUGUGAAGAAAGGGGGAUGGUCGUCGAGUCUAACGGUGAGCAGGGCCCGAGAGGUCUACACCAACAACAGCAGCCACAACCACCUACGAGCCAGCGCAGGAUCCGGUAACCUAAACCUAGAUAGCGCUCUAGUCAUAUCUAAGGGCAGUCAGCAGCAGGAUCGCUCUUGCCAUUUCUUACAGGUACCUCAGGAUGAAUGGAGCGGAUUUUCACCUUUGGGAAAAGAGGAUGACAUCCCAUGUCGAAGAAUGAGAAGCGGCAGUUAUGUGAAAGCAAUGGCUGAAGAUGACAGUGGGGAUUCUGAUGGUAGUCCAAAGCCUUCCCCCAAGGUCCAAGCACGCCGGGCCAGCUACCUAAAGGCCACACAGCCGUCAUUGACUGAGAUGACCACUCUACAGAUUUCAACAGAGCACUCUCCAAAGCUGCAGAUCAGGAGUCAUAGCUAUCUGCGUGCGGUGAGUGAGGUUUCAAUCAACAGAAGCAUGGAUAACCUGGACCCCAAAACCCUCCUUGACCCCAAAUCGCUGCUCUCCUCACCCCAAUAUCGUUCACGCAACGAAAGCUACAUGAGGGCCAUGAGCACCAUAAGUCAGAUGAGUGAGGUGGAGGUGAACGGGCAGAUUGAGCAGGUCUGUGAGCAGGUCUACAGUGAGAUGCAGGCUCAGGCAAUGGAGGCUGCCAUGGACAGCAUGGACACUAUGGACACGUUGCCGAUGCCAGGAUGCUUCCGAAUGCGCAGCCACAGCUACGUCAGGGCGAUUGACCAGGGCUGUGCUGGGGAGGAGGAGGGAGAAGGAGGACGGCCACUGCUGCUGCUGCCAUCCUCCCCGCCACGCACAUCUGCCACAACUGUCAGGACCAUCCAGAGCAGCACAGUGUCAUCUUGCAUCACCACGUAUAAGAAAACCCCUCCACCGGUUCCACCCCGAAACUCGACCUGCUCCACAGCGUCCAAGCCCUACAUCUCCAUCACAGCGCAGAGCAGCACGGAGUCUGCACAGGAUGCAUACAUGGAAGACGAGGGGCCCAGAGGUGACAUGACGAUCCAGUCAGGCCUCAGUAACUCCACAGAAAGCAUCGACAGCAUGAAGGCCUUGACAGCUGCCAUAGAGGCUGCAAAUGCGCAGGUCCAUGGACCAGCCAGCCAGCAUGUCAACAACAGUACCAUGACAGUGAGCACCACCACACCCUCAGUUCUGAGCAGGGGAACAGCUGUUGAAGGCCGCCGAGAAGAGUACAGGAAAGAAGCCCUCAGAAAGGGAAAGUGUCUCUCCAUCGGCAUCCAGGUAGAUGGACCAGAGGAGAUUCUAGAUCUGGAGGAUCCAUCUAAGUUCACAUCUGUGGGGGUGCAGGUGGAGGAUGACAGAGGGUACCGUCGGUUCCAGCGAUCCAACAGUGUGACAGCUGCUGUACAGGCAGAUCUCGACAUGCCAGAUUCACUGGACACCCCUCUGGACUCCCCUGAAACUGACAUGGAAGUCUUAUCAUCUGGCGUCAUCUCCCGGCAAUAUUCCCACGAUGCCAACCCCUCCACCGUUAGCAUCCAGGGCUCAGGGAAUCACUACCACGCCUGUGCCUCCGAUGACUACGAGGACGUGGGCUUCGACCCGUCCAUCCUUCCCCCUCCUGAUCCAUGGAUAGACAACGUAAGCGAUGACCCUCUGGAUGUCAACUUCAGCAGCUCUGCUCUGCUAGAGGUGGUGCAUCGGUCCGUGUGUCAGAGAGACGGACGCUGGUUCCUCAAGCUGCUGCAGGCCGAGACGGACCGGAUGGAGGGCUGGUGUCGACAGAUGGAGCACGACCAGAGGGAGAACGACCUACCUGAAGACAUUCUGGGGAAGAUGAGGAGCGCAGUAGGAAGCGCUCAACUUCUGAUGUCCCAGAAGUUUCAGCAGUUCAGGGAGCUGUGUGAGGAGAACCUGAACCCCAAUGCUCACCCUCGUCCCGUGGCCUCGGAUUUGGCUGGUUUCUGGGAUAUGCUUCAGCUGUCAAUAGAAAACAUUAGUCUCAAAUUUGAUGAGCUUCACCAGCUCCGAGCCAACAACUGGAGAUCCCUCGAAGCCUCCGACAGAAAGUGAAGAGCCUUGCAAACUGCCACGCAUCAACCAGCAUAACUGCAAUGCCAACAGCACAACAGAGCCUGACACCUCUGGGCAUUCACUGAGCCAUCAUGUCUGUCUGUCCAUGUCUCCUCUGCCCUUCUUUUCUUCCUGUGUGUGUUUGUGUAAGUGUAAACAUGUAAAGGACAGUUUGUUUGUGUGUGUGUUCAAUGUUCCAUCGUCAUGAAUCCUACAUAUCACUAUAUAGAACCUCAAACAUACAAAACAUGUGAAUGCUACAGAAUCUCACUCAGAUGUUCACCUUCAUGUUUUAAUUUCUGUCAACAAAGACACUAUAAGAUUUAGGUUUAAUGUGAUGUCAAAUUGGUCUCAUCAGACCAAACUUUUGCUGCUAUAACUUUUCAUGAUGUAUUAAAAAGUUCAUCUAACUUACAUGCAUCAAAAGUCUGCUGACGCACACACACACACACACACACACACACACACACACACACACACACACACACACACACACACACACACACACACACACACACACACACACACACACACACACAAACACACACACACACACACAUGCACACUACUCUUCCUGAAAUGU